Messenger RNA from Encephalitozoon hellem ATCC 50504, 909 nucleotides. RefSeq lists its product as uncharacterized. Lineage: Eukaryota; Fungi; Microsporidia; Unikaryonidae. The transcript has a single exon. The record is from RefSeq and is a predicted model, not a curated record. The coding region runs from base 1 to 909 and encodes 302 amino acids.
AUGGGGGCAAAGAACUUCAUGACUGCUAAGGAGAAGGACUAUGUUGCCGAAAGCCUUAGAAGAAACAUGAGGUACUUCCGGUCGGACAUUGACUAUGCAGCCCUUUUUAGGCAGGGGCAGGAGAAGAUUGAAGUGAGGUGUGAUGAUGAGGAGCCAAAAAGGAACAUCAACCUGGUUUUUGGGAAGGAAAACAAAAAGUCCUCAAGAAGGCCAAGGCCGUACUGCGGGAUAGAUGCGCAAGACGCCACGCAGAAGGUCAGGAAUAUGCUUCUUUUGGAAGAGCUCAUCGACCUGUACACUGUCAGGAGGUAUUGUAAACUUUCCGAAGAUGAUUUGAGAGAAAAUACAAGGAUGCUCAGGUCGGGCCUUCUCUCCAAGUUUGGCACGCUCGUCUCUAUCGCAAAGUUCCUUAGGUUUUUAGGAGAUUACUUUUCUUACAUUGAAGAGGACGAGAGGAGAGAGAUUGUGCAUCUACUUCAGAAAACAUUUCAUUUAAUCGAAGACAUGCCCGAGUUCUAUGACAUGAUGGGGUCUCUGUUGAACUCGAUUCCCCUGAUUUCCGAGGCAGAUCUGGAAGAUGGGUUUGUCUCCACAUUUCUCUUUUUCCCUAGCGGCCUGAUUCUAGCAACCUCGCUACUUAUACAGAAUGAGGCUCUAUGUGACAUAUUCUACGAGGCAGCCAUCAGUGAACCCUCCUGGCCCUUCACAAAGAACAGAUAUGGAUGGCAAUUCCUUUCUGUCAUGAUUUCCUUGGUGAGCGAGGAGAAGCAAAAAUCUGUUGUAAAGAAGGCCCGGCCCUAUCUGCUGGAGAUUGCCAGGGGGCCUGAUGAUGAGAGGAUGGAUGGUGCCAUGCUGUUUUUGAAAGCAAUAGGUGCGGACAUGGACGAGCUCAAAUGUUAUAGCGAGUGA